Messenger RNA from Phyllostomus discolor (pale spear-nosed bat), 2390 nucleotides. Its product is annotated as GDP-fucose transporter 1. The transcript is spliced from 3 exons. The record is from RefSeq and is a predicted model, not a curated record. Gene Ontology annotation, cellular component: Golgi apparatus. Bases 64 to 1182 code for a protein of 372 amino acids. Gene Ontology annotation, biological process: protein O-linked glycosylation via fucose; GDP-fucose import into Golgi lumen. Gene Ontology annotation, molecular function: antiporter activity. Lineage: Eukaryota; Metazoa; Chordata; Mammalia; Chiroptera; Phyllostomidae.
GAAUCCGAGCGGUUAGCGGCUCGCACUUCUGGAAGCGAAGGCCUGGUGCGCGACGGGCCGGCGAUGCAGAGGGACCCUGGGAGUUGCAAGCUGCGGGCCCCUCUGAAGCGCUCCAGGAUCCUGCACAUGGCACUGAUGGGGGGCCCCGACCCCUACAGUGAGCCAGAUGCCAGCCAGGAGAAGCCCUUUCUACUUCGGGCACUGCAGAUCGCAUUGGUGGUCUCUCUCUACUGGGUCACCUCCAUCUCCAUGGUGUUUCUCAACAAGUACCUACUGGACAGCUCCUCCCUGCAGCUGGAUGCCCCCAUCUUCGUCACCUUCUACCAGUGCCUGGUGACCACAGUGCUCUGCAAAGGUCUCAGCACACUGGCCGCCUGCUUUCCUGGUACAGUGGACUUCCCCACGCUGUGCCUGGAUCUCAGGGUGGCCCGCAGUGUCCUACCCCUGUCAGUGGUCUUUAUCAGCAUGAUCACCUUCAAUAACCUUUGCCUGAAGUACGUGGGUGUGGCCUUCUACAACGUGGGCCGCUCGCUCACUACUGUCUUCAAUGUGCUGCUCUCCUACCUGCUGCUCAAACAGACGACCUCCUUCUAUGCCUUGCUCACCUGUGGCGUCAUCAUUGGUGGAUUCUGGCUUGGUGUGGACCAGGAGGGGGCAGAGGGUACCCUGUCUUGGACCGGCACCCUCUUUGGCGUGCUAGCCAGCCUCUGCGUCUCGCUCAACGCCAUCUACACCAAGAAGGUGCUCCCAGUGGUGGACGGCAGCAUCUGGCGCCUGACCUUCUACAACAACGUGAUUGCCUGCGUCCUCUUCCUGCCGCUGCUUCUGCUUCUGGGGGAGCUGCAGGCCCUCCGCUUCUUUGUCCAGCUGGGCAGUGCCCACUUCUGGGGCAUGAUGACGCUGGGAGGACUAUUCGGUUUUGCCAUCGGCUACGUGACAGGCCUGCAGAUCAAGUUCACCAGUCCCUUGACCCACAACGUGUCAGGCACGGCCAAGGCCUGUGCCCAGACGGUGCUGGCUGUGCUGUACUAUGAGGAGACCAAGAGCUUCCUCUGGUGGACAAGCAACCUGAUGGUGCUCGGGGGCUCCUCCGCCUACACCUGGGUCCGGGGCUGGGAGAUGAAGAAGGUCCAGGAGGAGCCCAGCCCCAAGGAGGACGAGAAGAGCAGCAUGAGGGUGUGAGCCUCUGCAGGGACCUCGGGAUGGCCUGUCCCAGGAGAAUACCCCCCUGAUGCAGGGAAACGUCUCUUACCCAGGGCAGGAGCCCCCAGGGGGCAUUGUUUACAGACCAAUCAGAGUCGGGUGGUCAAAUGGAACCAGUGUUGCAAGUAAUGUCAGAAAGUUGCCAAUCCUCUCUCUAUCCCCAUUUUUACUUGGGGGUUUUGUCCUCCCGUAGGGAGGAGGGACCCCUACCGGGAAAGCACACUAGCCCUUGGGGAGCAGCAGUGAUGCACCCCUUCCUGCCCCUCUCCCAGGGCCGUUUACCUGCACGUGCCCCUUGGGGUUGAGGAUAAGCCACAACCUUGAAGGAGCAGUGUGGCAAAGUGCGCAGGGACAUGAAGCUGUGCCCCCCCCCCCCCCCCCACAGGCCCAACCAAGAGGUUUGGGACACCUCACAUGUCCAGGUUCCAGGGGGCAGCACAGCUGUGGCCCCACAAACCCAGCUUCCCUGGGAGGGACAUGUGGGCUGGGCUGGGGGGGAAGGGGCCAGCGUUCCCUCCUCUCUGCAGAGGCCACCAGGCCCUGUGGAAGGGGGCAAAGGAUCAGUUGUGCCUGUGACUGGCCCUGGCACCCCCAGAGGCCACUGGGAAAUGGCCUGGGAAUGGGGUAUAUCAUGGGAAAGUGCCCUUUCCUACCACCCCCAUGUUUCCAGCUCCUGAACAUGGGAACCCCAAACCUCUCACAGAUGAGGCAGGGCCAUGAGCACGCUCCCCAGUCCUGACACAGGUUCAGCUGCCUCCCUCUCUGCCCCAGCACUGGGCAGCUGCCUGGCUCAGCUACAGAGUGUGGCCAGGGGCCAUUGUGCCUCUCCAGCUCUGCCUCCCCCAGAGCUUCUCCCCUGGGGGCCUGAUGCAGCCUCCUCCUGGGUCAGUGAACAACUGUGAUUUUCCCUGGGGUUGGGGCUGACAGAGCCUGAUGGUCCCCUCACUGCCCUGCCCGGGCCUCUGGGCAGCUGUAGCCUGUCCCUUCUGUUGGGGGAUUUGUUCCACCCAUCUCCGCCCCAGGGUAACUCCUGAUGGGUUUGGUCCCUAUAGGGGACCACAGGAAGAAUGCAUCUUGUCACCACCCCCUCUUCCAGGAACCCCCACAAUCCCAGGUGAUUUCUAACUACAUUGGUGGGGCCUGAUCCCCUGAAUUGUGUGUGACUUAAUUAAAAUCAGAGUAAGACA